CUCUUUUCUUGUUUUUUUUUCUGUCUUCCAGUCUGGAUCGGAUCUCUAGCGAUUGCAUUAACCUUUCUUCUUGGGCCAUUGGCAUCAGUUCUUUGCAAAGCUAUUACAUGUCGUUUCACCGCUAUUGCUGGAGGACUGAUAUGCGCAGUAGGCUUGAUUCUGACGUCAUAUUCACGAAGCUUUGGGCUAAUGUUUUUCACCUUUAGCUUUCUUUAUGGUUUAGGUGCAUCCAUGAUAUUUACGGCCUCCCUCCUUAUCACGGCAAAGAACUUUCGCAGAUUACAGUAUCUCGCUGUAGGAAUCGUUUCUCUUGGUGGUAGUGUUGGUGUGCUCAUUUUUGGCCCUCUCCAACAGUUCCUGAUAGAUAGAUUUGGCUGGAGAGGCACUUACAGAGUAACAAGUGCCUUGUUCGUCCUUGUGUGCAUCUGUCCAGUCUCGUUUAGUGAACCACGAUCGCAUUAUGAAGACGCAAAUGCGACGACAAAUGAGAAUUGUACAGAUGAAUCUGAUAAGUUGACCAUUCCUGAAGAUCUGAUUACCACAAAAGACGUUAAACGCGCAGAAAGCAUAUAUUUGAAUCAAGUGCAAAAUAGAAAGGAAAGAAGCAAACUUAUUGACCUGUCAGUCUUCAAAGUACCUCGUUUUACUGUCGUAGUAACAAGUCUCACAUUAAUGUGCCUGGGACAUUACACGCCACAGUUGCUUUUGGUGAGUUUGUUUUUCGUAUUCCACGUGCACGCUACGAAUACACUAAACACAGUUAUUUAACGCAGAAGCGAGAAAAAAUUGGUCCGUAUUAAUAUUAUCAGUGUACAGUAGUAAAACAAAACGGGGGAAUAUUCCCCGUUGACGCAACAGGCGUGGCGAAAAAGUUACUGGGGAGCUUAAGCGGCGACGACGACGACAGUGGCGAAAUUGUAUCUUUAAAAGUGAAUUCACGCUGUUUCAAAUUCCAUCGCUCUUAUUCCAUGCCGUUCAACAGACCAUUUUACAGUUGUGAACUUAGUACUCUAACCUUAGAGUGAAUAUGGGGCUGAGGUUUACCUUGUUUUGACAAACAUUCUUUGCUUUGUUAUGGAAAUUGUCCUCGAAAAACUGACUAGUGAGCAUAAGAAUAACUUGAUUUACAUGGAAGGUUUGUAUUAAAACAAAUCAAAACAAGGUUAACUCCAGCCUCGCUUCUAUCCAUAACUGUAAAAUGGCCUAUUUGUCAAAUGCAACGACGGUAAAGAAAUGUAAUAAAAACGUGAUGCACCUGCAAAGUUUUGUUUUGAUAAUCUUAUGACCCUGUUGCUUUUUUCCCGUUCUUGUAGCCGUCGUCGUCGCUGCGGAAAAUCGUUAUUCAAAUAGUAUAGAGUACCGAAGUGAUGACGUCAUAAAAAUGAAAUUUGCGAAAUUAUGGGAUUUGUUAUGAUAUUCUGAAAGAACAACGUCCAAGACGCCUACUCGCCAAAAAUUAGCAAUUCGGGGCAAAUUGUCUCUGAGAUAUUAGCCCAGUUAUGCUGUGACGACUCCAUACAAAUCCUUCUAAAUUUGGCUUGGUUCAUAAGAUUAGGAACCAGGUAAGAUUUAGAAGGAUUUGUAUGGAGUCAUCGGAGCAUAACUGGGCUAAUAUCUCAGAGACAAUUUGCCGCAAAUUACUAAUUUUUGGCGAGUAGGCGUCUUGGACGUUGUUCUUUCAGAAUAUCUUAACAAAUCCCAUAAUUUCACAAAUUUCAUUUUCUGUGACGUCACACUUCGGUACUCUAUUAACAACAGUUGACAAGUUUUAUCUUACGGUGACAUAAACAACAUGUAUGAGUCAAAACGUUUUUCUUUUCGUUCACAGGUUAAAUACUGCCUCGAGUUGGGCAUUUCCGCUGACUCGGCAUCCACGCUUUUUAUCUUUAUCGGUUUAGCGUCAUCAUUUUCUCGUGUAGUCACGGGAAGAAUGUGUGACAUUUCUUGGAUAAACACUAUUUUUGUUUACCAGUUUGGUAAUCUGCUUGUAGGCCUAAUUACCAUUUGUCUCCUACUGAUUAGAGACUACACAGGAAUGGUUAUAUUUGCAAUAGUAUAUGGAGUCGGUGACGGCAUUUUUAUCACAACAAUGAACUCCCUUCUCAUGUUCACGGUUGACGAGAAGCGCAGAGCAUCCGCCUUAGGACUUGGAAAUUUUUUAUUGUCUUUGGGCAUUGCCGGAGGGCCUCCUUUGGCCGGUGAGAAUAUUUUUUUAAUCCGAGACAUUCUUUCAUUUAAAUCUGUGUUUUAGGUCGGGUCGAAUUCCGCCGCUCUCUCGAGUCCGGGGCCCGUUUCUCCAAAGACCCGGGAACCUUUCGGGCCUGAAGGAAAAUUGGAAAGUCAAAACCCGUACGCGAAUAGUAGCACAAUAACUAGCUUGCAAACCAGUCAAUUCUGCUACUUAACUGAUAGUUAAGUUUCAUUGUAUCGUAGUUAAUAUUGUUGAAACUUUUGUUUUGAAUUCAAACAAGGCACGCAUAAAACAAUUUUUCUUGCCCGAAAAGUUACCUGAACUUUUGAGUAGCCUGGAAAAAAAAAACAGCCAACAUUUCGCGGUGCCACCACUGAUAUCCCCCAGAACGGACGUCUGAGAGACGACCGUAGAAAUUCCAUACUGAUCACGUGUCACUACCCAGAUCUGGGUAGCGCUUCCGAUUGGUCGAGGCAAAUUUCCCACGCAGCACGACCAAUCAGAAGCACUACCCAGAUCAAGGUAGUGUCAAAUCUAAAGGUCGCUAAUGUAACGUUGAAGUACUCUACUGACAAUCCCAUAUAAAUCAGUAAAGCUCUCUCCGCCGGCCUAGUUUCGAAUUUUUAUAAGCCGCCAUUAUACCUCCCACUAAAUUAAGCAGCACGACACUUUCUUUACCAGCUAAUUCCUUUAUUAAGUUAUUGUUAACUACAUGUCUUGGUUAGCUAAAUUUCAUGUAAAAUGGUUUCGAUUUCCACAUCAUUUUUUGCAGGAUUCUUAGCCGACAAGUUCAAUUGCUAUAGGUGGUCAUUCAUAGUGGCUGGAAUUUUGAUGCAAUGUGCAGGGAUUCUUCCUUUCGUCCUCGUGUGGCUCAAAAAAGAAGAAUACAGACAUUCAGUUGCAAUACACAUCAGUGAACCUGCACUGAACGAGAAACCUUAA
Porites evermanni is the source of this 3133-nucleotide messenger RNA. NCBI's taxonomy places the organism in Eukaryota, Metazoa, Cnidaria, Anthozoa, Scleractinia, Poritidae. The record is from the annotation of a GenBank genome assembly.